AUGUCUGCCGCUAAGAUCACUGCCCAGAACCUCAUCAACGAGAAUGGCGUUGUUGUCUUCUCCAAGUCUUACUGCCCCUACUGCAAGGCCAGCAAGGACCUCCUGAACGAGCUUGGUGCCAAGUACACCACCCUUGAGCUGGACGAGGAGCAGGACGGCGCCGCUAUCCAAAGCGCUCUCCAGGAAAUCUCCGGCCAGCGCACUGUCCCCAACAUCUACAUCAGCCAGAAGCACAUCGGCGGUAACUCCGACCUGCAGAGCAAGAAGUCCGAGCUCCCCGCUCUGCUCGCCGCUGCCGGUGCCCUCUAA
Messenger RNA from Penicillium pulvis, 309 nucleotides. Its product is annotated as glutaredoxin. The coding region runs from base 1 to 309 and encodes 102 amino acids. NCBI's taxonomy places the organism in Eukaryota, Fungi, Ascomycota, Eurotiomycetes, Eurotiales, Aspergillaceae. Gene Ontology annotation, molecular function: glutathione disulfide oxidoreductase activity. The transcript is spliced from 2 exons. Gene Ontology annotation, biological process: cellular response to oxidative stress. The record is from RefSeq and is a predicted model, not a curated record. Gene Ontology annotation, cellular component: cytoplasm; nucleus.